UUUGUGUCCUGCUCCUUUAAAUUUUGACGACCAAUCAGGAAGCUCGGCUGUCUCAUAGCACAUCCUUUUCCGUCUCAAGCAGCACACUAAAAGCACAGGCGCUGUAUGCUCAUCUCCAGGACAACAAAACACCCAGACAGAAAAUAAAAAAAAUUGCGGCAGUACACCAUGGCUCAGGACGGAGUGAUACUACAGUUCAACUUUCCCACUUUCGGGGACUCCAUGCUUCAAAAGAUGGAUGCUCUUCGUCGAGACAGACGUUUCUGUGAUGUGGUGAUCCGCAUCAAUGAAUUGGAAGUACCUGGACACAAAGUGGUAUUUGCCGCUGGCUCCCCUUUCCUUAGAGACCAAUUUGUACUUCAAGACUCACAUGAAGUACAAAUAUCUACACAACAGGAUGCAGAGGUUGGACAGAGGCUUCUUUUGUCUUGUUACACUGGGACCCUUGAGUUCCCAGAGCUAGAAUUAGUACACUAUUUAACAGUUGCUAGCUUCCUACAGAUGGGUCAUAUAGUAGAGCAGUGCACUGAAGCUCUAAAUAAAUUCAUAAAACCACACGAGGUCAAAGACGAGCGUGCAUCAUCUCGACAGCGCUCGGACUACAACGCACAGCGUGGGCCACCAGCUGUGGAGACGGUAUGUGAUGAAGAGGAUGAGGUGGACAAUGAUGGAGAAGAUGACUUCAAUGAAGAUGACGACGACGAUGAUGAUGUGAUCAUACAGCCCAAGUCUCCGCCUGUGUUUAGAAACUCUCAGAGCAACAAUAGAGAAGAGGACAGUCCCAUUAGCAUUGUUAAGGUUGAAUCAAUAGAAGAGCGGAUGCCUGAUAACUUCCAGACUCGCUCAAGUCGCUCUCCAACACUGCGCUCCCCUGAGCCACAACACUCCCUGAUAAACUCCACAGUGGAAACCCGGUCCACCGAGCUCACCGUUAACCCUGCGGCUGAAUAUUCGAUCUCCCCACCUGGAACCAGUGGCUCUGGGAAGGGGAAUCUUUGGGGAUGCUCAAGGAAUGCUGAUAAAGGAAUGCAGUGGUACCACCAGUGCCCAAAAUGUGCUCGCGUGUUCCGUCAACUUGAGAACUACGCCAACCAUCUGAAGAUGCACAAGCUGUUUAUGUGCCUCUUGUGCGGAAAGACGUUUACACAGAAAGGAAACCUGCACCGGCAUAUGCGGGUCCAUGCCGGCAUCAAACCCUUCCAAUGUAAGAUAUGUGGAAAGACUUUUACCCAGAAGUGUUCGCUGCUAGACCACCUGAACCUUCACAGUGGGGACAAACCACACCGUUGUAAUUACUGUGACAUGGUGUUUGCACAUAAACCAGUUCUCCGUAAACACCUGAAGCAGAUCCAUGGAAAAAACAGUUUUGACAAUGCUAACGAAGGCAGUUUGCUUGAAGGAUUAUAAACUCAUAUUAAUAUAAGUUACACUGACAUAACUUUGUCUUGCAGACACAAUUCUGUACAUCAGUGGUUCUCAAAAAGGGGGCAGGGGUCCAUUAGGGGGUCUUGGCAAACUUCCAGGAGGGACCCAGUAAGUCUUAAAUGCCCGGUUUCACAGGCAAGGGUGUGUUCGCUCUUGGCAUGUUUGGUUAGAUUAAAACAAAAUCUGGUGCUACUGCUCUGUUAGUGUGGUUCAUUUUAAUAAGUAAGAACGCUGCCAUCCAAACCCUGGUGCACACCAAACAAGCGGCCCGAGACCACUGAAAAGAUGGGUCUUGGUCCACUUCCAAAUGAACUCUGCUGCGUUUCAAAUGAAAUAUGAAUGCAACACGGACCAAAGACUUGUAAACGAACCAAAACCAGGAUAUGAUGUCACAAGAUGCGACCCUAAACAGGACAGAAUGCUUUAUGAAGUCACGAUGUUGCCCAUCACAGUCUCCUUGCAGCAGAUCUUUGUUUGAGUGUGUGACGGAGGGAUUCCUGCCACUGCUUUGACUCCUUGACACAUUUUAUAAGCUCUUCAUGAGUUGUCAGCUCUAUAAUAUGUACGCACAUACAGCGCAUUUAACACUGUGACAGUGUGAACGCUAAGCGAACCAGGACUUUUUGGUCCAGACCAAAAGAACCGAGAGAGCUGAACUACAAGUGUGAACACACCCUAAAUGUAUGUUUGAGCUGUCUUAACUGAAAGCAAUUUGCAUUGACAUAUCUUAAAAUUUGUCAUUGUUU
This is a messenger RNA of Megalobrama amblycephala (Wuchang bream), 2171 nucleotides long. It is a transcript of the gene zbtb26, whose product is annotated as zinc finger and BTB domain containing 26. Gene Ontology annotation, biological process: regulation of transcription by RNA polymerase II. The record is from RefSeq and is a predicted model, not a curated record. The transcript is spliced from 2 exons. Gene Ontology annotation, molecular function: protein binding; DNA-binding transcription factor activity, RNA polymerase II-specific; RNA polymerase II cis-regulatory region sequence-specific DNA binding. Lineage: Eukaryota; Metazoa; Chordata; Actinopteri; Cypriniformes; Xenocyprididae. Bases 169 to 1407 code for a protein of 412 amino acids.